Sphaerulina musiva SO2202 is the source of this 855-nucleotide messenger RNA. RefSeq lists its product as uncharacterized. NCBI's taxonomy places the organism in Eukaryota, Fungi, Ascomycota, Dothideomycetes, Mycosphaerellales, Mycosphaerellaceae. The coding region runs from base 1 to 855 and encodes 284 amino acids. The record is from RefSeq and is a predicted model, not a curated record. The transcript is spliced from 4 exons.
AUGUCUACGAGAUGGAUCGAUCAAGUACCAGAGCCGAAAACGACGACGACGACGCAACCUCCCCAACAGAUGCAGGUGUUAUGUCUCGGUCUCUCCCGAACAGGAACCAUGUCAAUAUGGACCGCAUUGAAAAUGCUCGGAUACCGCACCUAUCAUUUCAAAGAAAUCCACAAACCGGAAAACCUACGAGACAAACAUUUGCUCUGUUGGCGAGAAGCUUUUUAUGCCAAAUUAUAUGGCAGUGGGAAACCAUAUUCACACGAGGAUUUUUACAAACUUUUGCAGAGAUAUGAUGCCGUGACCGAUGCACCUGCUGUCAAUUUUUCGGAUGACUUGAUAGCGGCCUAUCCUGGCGCCAAAGUAGUUCUCAGCACACGAAAUCCGGAGAGAUGGUUAGAGUCCAUGGUUCGCAGUUAUCAUGCUGUGUUGGAGUCCCCCGUCUUCCGCAUCGCGCUGACAUACAUUAUCCCACAGCCACUGAGCUUGUUGAGUGAAGUGUUCGAACUGGUUCUGCGCGACUUGACGGGUGGUGAUUGGCGCAGCCGGCAGAAACUGAGCGAAGCUUUUGAUCGACACAAUGCGCAUAUUCGGGCGAUCGUGCCCAAGGAGAAUCUGCUCGAGUGGGAGCCGAGUCACGGGUGGGAGCCGCUCUGCAAUUUUUUGGGCAAACCUGUGCCAGACGAUCCGUUUCCUCAUUCGAAUCAGGGAGAUGAUGUGGCGAAGGGUUUACUCAUGUACGCGAGGUUGCGGAUCGCGAAAUGGACGUUGCGAAAAGCGUCCUGGCCGAUGGCAAGUGUGAUGCUUGCAGGAGCCUCUUGGCUUCUUUGGAGGAGGAUGAGCCUAGGUUUCGCAUAA